AUGUCAAAUGGAACGGGAAGAGAGAAAAGAAAAACUAAGUGGAUCUUUGUCAAAAUUUUUAAAACUCAUUCUAAUCCGACUCCAUCACCAUCAAAUGCAAAGCCCUUACCUGAGCCUAUUGUGCCCAUGUCCGAACUUGACCCAUUGAUUAUUGACGAUCAGCAGCCAUCGACUUCUACUGAUCAUGAUCAUAUUUCUGAGGUAAGCAGUGAUGGUAGUGAUGGAGAUAAAAAUAAAGAUGCUGCGCUCACUGUCGACAUUGAUGAUUUUGAUCCUGUGGAUCCCGCUACGUGGCACACUCUUGUAAUUCACCGUUUAAUAGAAAUAAUUGUGUUAAAAGACGUUGUCCAAAUUAAAGAAAACUUUCCAGUUGAUGAAACUGGAAAAAAAUUUUCAGCCAAGCAGUAUAUGCGAACGUUAGCAAACUUCGAGAAAGUAGAUAGGGAUUGGUUAGUUUAUUCGACGAAAAUAAAUGCUAUUUUCUUGUAA
Messenger RNA from Psylliodes chrysocephalus, 489 nucleotides. NCBI's taxonomy places the organism in Eukaryota, Metazoa, Arthropoda, Insecta, Coleoptera, Chrysomelidae. The record is from the annotation of a GenBank genome assembly.